Prorocentrum cordatum is the source of this 2314-nucleotide messenger RNA. NCBI's taxonomy places the organism in Eukaryota, Dinophyceae, Prorocentrales, Prorocentraceae. The record is from the annotation of a GenBank genome assembly.
CCCCGGGCCCCGCCCCAGCUCGCCGGCAGAAGCGAGGGCUCUGCAGCGGUCGCUGCGCGUAGCUCCAAGGAAAAAGCAUGGCGCGCAAAUAUCAGACAAUAAUGGACGGGCUGCCCACCCGGCGCCUGCGGCGCUCCGAGAAGGAAAUACCAGCGCCAAAAAGGCGGAAAACGAAGUCGCGCCAUCCCGCGAGCCCCGCAUCUGCACUGCACAUAUCAGCGCGAGCGACAACCAUCUGACGCGAUACAUCGCGCAAUGAAUCCGCCCCCACGCGCCCCACUCGAAAUCAACCAGCAGCAAAACUCGCGACAAGCACAAGCUGGGAAGGUGCGAAUAUAACUCGCGCAAAUUUUGCAGAAGAGCUCAGGCGCCCAUCGCGCGGCCCAUACUGAAGUUGCAGCUAGCUCCUGAUAUCGCACGCACACUCUGCUUCUACAGUCAGCACCGAAUAAAAUAAUGCGCCAUCCCUCAGAUGCGCGAGUGCGCGGUGGGUCGGCUGCCUUCUAAUAGCUCCUCAUCUCGAUGCAAUGCUGCUUGAACUGGCCUGCCCCGGAAUUCCAAACACACGGGCGCCGAGGAGUCUGAACGGCGUCUUGACGGGCGGACGGACUCGCGCGAAGCCGCCACGCGAACUGCGUCGCUCCCCCCUCCCAGACGUCGGCACAAAUCCACUGGCUUCCUCGGCGCGACCAUUUCAAAAACACGGCAGAGGCGAAAGAUAAUCUCACUGAGAACCCACGGGAACGCUUGCCGCGAGGAGAGCGGCGGCGGGAGAAAGCAGGACAGGGGGAAGCCACUCCGACGCACCACGGAAGCGCGCUUACACCGGUGGAAACGGCACCCAGGUAGCCACACGACGCCAUCGCCCCCCUCUAUCAGACAAAAGCGAACGCAGCAGCACCGACACUGGCCGACAACCCACCGUUGCAAUAGAACAUCAAGCAUGAUGCUUCAAGAAAAGAUGCCUGGACAACACUACAGAACCUCAAUUACUAUCCAUGGCGCUGUCUGCAACGUGACCAGCAUCGUCGAGCCAGCGCGGCUGCCGCUGCAUAGUAGUGGACGCCGAAGUCCGAAGUCCCCAGCCUCGCGCAGAGAUGACAACAAAACUUUAGCGAAUCCGCGCGACAGCCGCGCGGCGCGAAUCCUCCGCCAACAUCGAAUGACCAGCGACCAAAUCGGCAACUCCCCGGUUGACUGUUCGGACGACGUCCCCCACCCAUCCGGGCACCAAUAGUCGUCGACUGGGCGCCGGCUGCGUGGAGAUCUCACCCAUAGGGCGAACGCUGCGGGCCUGCGCGCAACUCCCAGGCGCCUCCUACGCUGCCGUCCGCGCGCACAGCCGCAAGUGCGCACAGUUCGCGCGCCCGCGUGCCACCGCAUUGCGAUCCGGGUCUGGGGCCCCUCAAGUCGCACCAUUGUCUGCUGGAGCUGGCAGGCGAAUAUGGUGGAAGAGGAUGCCAACCAAGCUGUGCACAAGGUCUCUGCGCACUGUCCAGAAUAAUCUAAUCCAACAACUGAGCACGUCGCAAGUGCCAGUGAAGGGUUCGCCGACGCAAUCCGAAGCGACGCAAAAUUGAGCGCCCCCGCGGUGGUACCUGACCGCCGCGCGCUGGUCGCAGGCAUGAUCGCGCUGACCAGUGUAGGCCAUAGAAGCGCCUCAACGCUGCGCAGCCACGAUGUGCCACCACGGCCACAGGCUAGCACAGGAAGCUCGCGGAUGCGGCGUGCGGCAAAUCCCUCCCGCGACAAGCGGGCAGGCGCGCGCACCGAGCGCGCUCAGAGCAGGAGGGCCUCGUCCCGCGUGUCGGCUGAGCAAAUCGUAAAGUGCGAGACCGAAAGAAAGAGCGAAUUUGCGUCCAGGCGGAAGCGUUGCACAACUCCCCAGCUCUGCUCAUCCAUUGAAGACCAGAGCGCAGUGUGAUGCCUCACGAACGAAUUGCUACAUCGGGCCCCCGGCGGCUGCCGGGAUCGGCCAGCAGUCCCGCCUAGAGGGUCCUGGGCUCCAGCAGGUCUUCCCUGGGGCCUGAUCUCUACCCUGAGCCGUUGAGUUGCCAGUCCGUGGGGUCCGUGGAGGGUGCCCGCGAGCCUGACAAUGGCGGAAGCCCUCAGGACCCGUUUCCCGCAUGGCGAAGCCCAUGCGUGCAGAGGCAAGGCUGGACGCGGGAGGCACGGGAGCGCGCCAGGGGGGGCCCAGCGCCGACCCACGAGAUCCGCGCGAAGCUCAAAAAUUUCAUCCAGUGGCGACACCUGGGCCCUACCCCCACCAACCAUCGAAUCUCCUGAAUCAAUGGGAAGCGGAGGUAGGGUUCGG